Sceloporus undulatus (fence lizard) is the source of this 3171-nucleotide messenger RNA. It is a transcript of the gene FGF23, whose product is annotated as fibroblast growth factor 23. Gene Ontology annotation, biological process: positive regulation of cell population proliferation; positive regulation of protein phosphorylation; cell differentiation. NCBI's taxonomy places the organism in Eukaryota, Metazoa, Chordata, Lepidosauria, Squamata, Phrynosomatidae. Gene Ontology annotation, cellular component: cytoplasm. The coding region runs from base 239 to 952 and encodes 237 amino acids. The transcript is spliced from 3 exons. The record is from RefSeq and is a predicted model, not a curated record. Gene Ontology annotation, molecular function: type 1 fibroblast growth factor receptor binding; growth factor activity.
UACAUACAACUCUCUCUUUUUUCUUCAUGAGUUGUUGAGGUCUCAUGACACUCUCAAAAUAUUAUCCAAAAAGAGCUACUCCCCCACCAGUCACUCAGCUGCCCAUUAUAAAACUGUUGCCAAACUGUAGGUACCCUAUCUGAGGCAUCAUACUUCAACAGAAAGGAAGACGAAAGGGAGAAGGACAGAGAAAGGAUCAAGUUAGAGGUACUGCUGCAGCCACUAAAAGAAGAACACCAUGAUCCAGUGCAACUUCCUGAAAUUCAUGCUGUUUGCAGUAUAUGGUUGGGAGGCAGUUGCUGAUUUCCCCAAUGCCUCACCAUUGCUCAACCCCAAUUGGGGGAACACAGACAGCCUGCUGCACUUGUACACAUCCACAGCAAGAAAUAGCUUCCACCUGCAAAUUAACUCCAAUGGCUACGUGGAUGGAAGUCCUUAUCAAACCAUUUACAGUGCCUUGAUGAUCAAAUCUGAAGCUACUGGUUAUGUAGUAAUAAAUGGUGUGAAAAGUGGACGCUUCCUUUGUAUGGACAUCAAUGGGGACAUCUUUGGAUCGCAUUACUUCAGUUAUGACGAUUGCACUUUCAAACACUGGGCCCUGGAAAAUGGUUAUGAUGUUUAUCAGUCUCCCAAAUACAAUUAUCUUGUAAGUUUAGGAAAAGCUAAACAACCUUUGUUUCCCAAUAUGAAUCCACCACCCUACUCCCAGUUUUUGACCAGAAGGAAUGAAAUUCCUUUAAUCCAAUUCAACACACCAAAACCUCACAGACAUACCAGAGAUACCAAUGUGGAUCCCUGUGGUAGUAUCAUCUCAUCUGGAAAUAUUGCUAAAGAACAUUUACCAAUGCAGCCAUUAAGGGAUAAUAGUUUAGUGAGUUCAAAUGCUGAAGACCCAAACAUUACAACUCUCAAGAAAAGGCCUUGGAGUCCAAGAAUAAUAGUCAGUAUCUGAACCAAAAUUAUAGUAAUAAUUUUAUUCUACAUUUGCCAGAAUGUAACUUGAACAAUUCAUAUUUGUUAAUUAUUUGUUAAUCCAUAUAUAACAGAACCUUAAACCAUUUUUCAGAUUACCAGUUCAGAAAAGGGGUUUAUAACAGAUAUUCCAUGUUAAAUGAUAGUAUACUCAUAGACGCCAGAUCAGAAUGAAUUAUGAACCCCCAUCAUCUUAAUUAUGUGGAAGGAUUUUCAUACAUUUUGGUGUAGCCAAGCUUUAUUAGACAAUUUCUUUAUUAGACAGUGUGUUCUCUUACUAUUAGGCCUAUAUACUCGCAACAGCAUGAAGUCUGGCAGCUUUUCAGUGCCCAGCUGAGACAGGGGACCCUUAGAAAACAGUAAAAACAAGGAGGAGGAGGAGGAGGAGGAGGAGGAGAACUGGACACCAGAGAUAUGGAUUAUCAAUGAACAAGAGAAUGUACAGACCUUUCUUUAUGCUUUAUGAAUUCUUCUCAACAACAAAUAAUAAUCCACAAUCAACAUAAGAGCUCUAGUUGACCCAACUGGUCACAAUUAGCUUGUUCCAUUGAUUUCCAUGCUACUCAUUUAGUGAAGCCACACUUCAACCAGAUUCAGAAUAUGGAACACACUCCCUUGGAGUGUGUUGGAGUCUCUUUCUUUGGAUAUUUUUAAACAGAGACUGCAUGGCCAUCUGCCAGAGGUGCUUUGACUGUGAGUUCCUGCAUGGCAGGGGCUUGGGCUGGAUGGCCCUUGGGAUCUUUUCCAACUCUUUCAUUCUAUGCUUCUAUGACUGCCUAGUUGAAACAAAGAUUCAACUGAGUUAUGACUGCAUGUAUGUCAGAAAUAUGUUAUUCUGAUUCCUAUUUUGAUCCAUGCAACUUCUUUUAUGUCUUGUAAGUACAGUAUAUAGAAACAUUUGAACAACUUUUUAAAAAUUUGACUUUUCAAUGUGUCUUGGCAGGUUGGCUAGGGUUUAAUAACAUUUAGGAGUAAAAGAAGGUGUAAUGUUUCUUGUAGUUUCUCUGCUUUGCCAUGAACCACAGCAAUACAUGUACUUCUAUAAGUUUUUAAUCUUAUCAUUUAUCAAAGCAGAAUUUACCUUCAGCUUGCACCAUCCUACCAACCUAUCCAAGAGUUGAGCUGGAUAUCAGUGGAUUACAUGGCAUUGCAUAUUCAUGUUUCUUUAAAUCUCUUUAGACUACAACCAGGACUAUAAAUCUACAAGAUGCAAGAAAGCAUCCAGACUCUUCCAUAGUGUAGUAAUCUCUUGUGUCAUUCAGUUCGGCAUUUUCUUGCAGAUAUGUGAUUAACUAGAAAAUGUGUCCAGGAAUGCACAAACCUGUCUAAGGUUAGGAUUGUAUCUCAUAUGUACAGCUGUAUCUCAUAUGUACAUAUGUACAGCUGUUUUAUGUACAGCGCUGUGCAAAUCUACAGCGCUAUAUAAAUAAAGAAUCAUCAUCAUCAUCAUCAUCAUAUAGACCAUUGUGUGUAUUGGGGCGGGGAGUUCAGGAUAUGUAUAGUUUAUGUUUAUUUAUAGGUCAGUCCACUGUUUUAAAGGGAGCCAGAUAAAUGUACAUAGGAUUGUAUUGUGAGGCGCAAUUCUAUGGACAUUAACUCAAGAGAAAUAUUCAGUUAAUCAUGUCAGUUGCAGGAUUGUCUUCCCCACUCAUGCUAUCAGAUAUUGCAUGAAAGAAUGUUUAAUGUACUACUUUUAUGAACUGUUAGUAUAAGACUGUGGUGCCUUUAUAUUACUGAAAUGUGUGGAUUGAUUGUAUUUGUAAUACCAUUUUGUACACUAAAUCCAAAUAGACUGUGUAUUACUGCAUGGCACAGGUUGGGCUGAAUGGCCCUUGCAGUCUCUUCCAACUUUAUGACUCAUGCUAUUUAUGAUGUGAGGGGAAGUGGAAAGGGGGAAAAGGGGGAGUGUGCAUGAUCCUGAACAAGCAGAACUCCACAUAUCAAUCAACCAUGACUUGUUCAAAAAGAAGCCCUGGGCAAAAAGGAAGAGUAUUUAGCACAGUUUUAUAUUGCUGUAUUUAUUUAUUUAUUUAAAAUAUUUCCACAUUUCAGAAAUAUUUAUGUAUAUUUAAAAUGUUUAUGUAUCUUUUCUCCUUCCUUCUACAUUUGAUAAGGAAGGCACAAAUAAACAUUUUAUUUUCUCAGGGAAAAAAAUCAUGUCUUUUUACUGUCUUCUUACUUACGAAGUCACAGUGUAAA